Molecule: messenger RNA, 1794 nt
Organism: Sporisorium graminicola
Lineage: Eukaryota; Fungi; Basidiomycota; Ustilaginomycetes; Ustilaginales; Ustilaginaceae
Exons: 1
Coding region: 1-1794 (597 amino acids)
Molecular function (GO): oxidoreductase activity, acting on CH-OH group of donors; flavin adenine dinucleotide binding
Source: RefSeq, a predicted model, not a curated record
AUGGCGCCCAAGCCCAACCCAGCAAGGCCCGACACCAACCCGGUGCACGGCCAGACGGUCGAAGAUAAGCCUGCCAACCCAACGCCCUCUCCUUCCUCCUCGUCGGGCCCCUCCGCACGCGAGCGACUGGCUUCUCUCGCCUCGCACCUCUUGCCCGGCGGCAACACUGAAUUCGACUAUGUUAUCGUCGGCGGUGGCACAGCAGGCGCUGUUCUGGCCAACCGUCUCACCGAGGACCGCAACGUCUCUGUCGCCGUCAUCGAAGGAGGCCCGACGGACGUCGGCAACGACAUGGUGCUCGACCUCAAGCGCUGGCUCGAGAUGCUCGGCUCGGAUCUCGACUACGACUACCCGACCGUGCCCCAGCCGCGCGGUAACUCGUUCAUCCGUCACUCUCGCGCCCGCGUGCUCGGCGGCUGCUCGUCGCACAACACGCUCAUCUCGUUCCGCCCUUUCAACGCGGACCUGGACGACUGGGCCAACAACUACGCUUGUCCCUCGUGGAGCGCCAGCACCGUGCAGCCGUAUGGCGACCGACUGAAGAUGAACAUUGUUCCUGUGGCGCCGCAGCAGAGGAACCAGGUGGCACGCGAUUGGGUGCUCGCCUCGUCGCGUGCUACGGGCGCUCCUGUGCUCGAGGAUCUCAACGCGCACAUUGUCCACCGCGGCGGCUUCCAAAAAGCGGUCGGGUUCUUUGACAUCGCCUACGACCCGUACUCGGGCCAGAGGAGCAGCGCGUCGGUGGCGUACCUGCAUCCGAUCAUGCCUCACGGUCCGCACAAGCGUCACAACCUGCACCUGUUCCUCGAGACGUGGGCCAACACGCUCGAGUAUGCAGCCAACGACAGCAGCAAGGUGACCGGUGUCAAAGUGACGACCAAGCAUGGGCUGAGCAAGACGCUCACGGCGCGUCGCGAGGUGAUCCUGUGUGCGGGUGCGAUCGACACUCCGCGUCUGCUGCUGCACUCCGGAGUCGGACCGCGCAAGGACCUGGAAGCGCUCGGCUUGCCGUGCAAGCACGAUGUUCCCGGCGUGGGGCUCAACCUGACCGACCACCCAGAGUCGAUCGUCAUGUGGGAGACGCGCGAUACCCCUCCCGAGACGGUCAUGUCUUCGGACGCCGGCCUGUUCCUCCGCGUUCUCGAGCCCAACGCCGAACCCAACCCGCAUCCUGGACCGGAUCUCAUGUUCCACAUCUACCAGGUGCCCUUUGCCGACAACACGGAGCGCGUCGGGUACGAGCGUCCCAAGCACGCCAUCUGCAUGACGCCCAACAUCUGCCGCUCGCAAGCGCGUGGCAAAGUCUCGCUCGCCUCGAACAACCCGCGCGACAAGCCGUUGCUCGACUUCAAGUACUUUGAGGACAAGGACAACUACGACGAGCGCAUCCUCAUCGAGGGUGUCAAGUGGGCGCGCAAGAUCGCCGAGCAGUCGCCGUUCAAGGAGCACCUCGUCAAGGAGGUCGCCCCCGGACCCGCGAUCCAGUCGGACAGGGACAUUGGCGAGUACGCGCGCAAGGUCGCACACACCGUCUACCACCCCGCAGGCACGUGCAGGAUGGGCACCCCCAGCCCGGCACAUGGCGGAAACGGCAGCGACGAGACCGUCGUCGUAGACGAGAAGGACUUGAGGGUCGUCGGGCUGAAGGGCGUCCGGGUUUGCGACGCUAGUGUGCUCCCGACGCUGCCGACGAUCAACCCGAUGCUGACGAUUUUGAUGGUCGCCGAGAGGGCCGCCGAGUUGAUCCGUGACGAUGCUUGGGAGAACGGCCUGAGGAAGGUCAACUUUCACUAG